Messenger RNA from Carya illinoinensis, 1383 nucleotides. RefSeq names its product coatomer subunit beta'-2-like. Gene Ontology annotation, molecular function: protein binding. Bases 141 to 1052 code for a protein of 303 amino acids. NCBI's taxonomy places the organism in Eukaryota, Viridiplantae, Streptophyta, Magnoliopsida, Fagales, Juglandaceae. The transcript has 10 exons. Gene Ontology annotation, cellular component: COPI vesicle coat. The record is from RefSeq and is a predicted model, not a curated record. Gene Ontology annotation, biological process: endoplasmic reticulum to Golgi vesicle-mediated transport; intra-Golgi vesicle-mediated transport; retrograde vesicle-mediated transport, Golgi to endoplasmic reticulum.
CGGCCCUAACGUGCAUAUAUAUGCACAUAUAUUCUGCAGAAAUAUUUAUCAAUCAAACUCGAUCCAGUUAACGAGCAUUGUUUCUUUUUUCCAACCACGUAGAGGCUUAAUCAAGUACUUCCAAGAUAUCAACUGCGAAAAUGCCUCUUUCACUCAAGAUUGAGAAAGAAUAUGUUCAAAGCUCAGAAAGAGUAAAAUCUGUGGAUUUUCAUCCAACCGAGCCAUGGAUUCUUGCAAGUUUGUAUUCAGGCACCCUUUGUAUCUGGAACUACCAGUCACAGACACUGGAGAAGUCUUUCAAGGUCACUGAGUCAUCCCCAGUCAGGUCAGCAAAGUUCAUUGCACGCGAACACUGGGUGGUUGCUGGAGCAGAUGACAAGUUUAUUCGGGUAUACAAUUCCAACACACUGGAUAAGACCAAAGAAUUUGAGGCACACGAAGAUUUCAUCAGAUCUGUGGCCGUCCAUCCUACCCUUCCCUAUGUGCUGUCAGCGUCAGAUGACAAAGUUAUAAAGCUUUGGGACUGGGAGAAGGGUUGGGUCUGUACCCAAACUUUCGAGGGGCAUUCGCACUAUGUAAUGCAAGUUGCAUUCAACCCAAAAGACACCUUUACUUUUUCAAGUGCAUCCCUUGAUGGAACCAUAAAGGUAUGGAAUCUGAGCUCUCCUGCUCCAAUCUUUACGUUGGAUGGCCAUUCGAAGGGUGUUAACUGCGUUGAUUACUUCACUGGCAACGAUGAAACAAAGCUUUUAACUGGUUCUGAUGAUUUUACUGCUAAGGUGUGGGAUUAUCAAAGCAAAAGUUGCCUGCAAACCCUAGAAGGCCACGAGCACAAUGUUACAUUGAUAUGUGCUCAUCCAGAGCUUCCCAUAAUUAUUACUGGUUCAGAGGACGGAACUAUUCGCAUAUGGGAUGCCACCUCCUAUAGGCUCGAGAACACAUUGAACUAUGAUCUCGGAAGAGUUUGGGUAGUUGGAUACAAAAAAGGAUCAGACCGGGUUGUAUUUGGUUGUGACAACGGAACAAUUAUGGUCAGUCUGAAGAGUACUUAGAAGUUGAGAUUUGUCCAUCUUCUUUAAGAGCAAGACUAGAUCAAUGUAUGAAGCGUUUGAUCACCUGCUGCUGCUGCUGAUGUUUUGAUUGUGUAAUAUGAAAUAACUGCCACGAUUAAGGAAUUACUUCUUGUCGUGUCCAUAGAUAUUAUUUUGUAUGUUAUAGCUAGCUACCUCCAAGGAUGUUGUACUGUUUCUCCUGUCUAUAUAUGCAUGUGGUGUAUUUCGAAUAUUUCCAAUGGCUUUUGAUGAUCUCUAUGUCCUAGCAGUGGAUCGGAAUGUAGUAGUACCUAUGUUUAAAUUAAUAAAUUCAGUCUGACAUAUUGCAAUA